AUGAACGAACUCCGAGAGCUAAACGAAGUUGACGAAAUCGAUGCUUUCCAAAGCAACUUCACCAGAACUGUGAGGGAUCGCUUGGACCCUUUUAGGACAUGGGGCGAAAGGGUUUUUAGGCACCGGUAUCGUUUCACGAAAGAUACCGUACGCUUCAUAAUCGAGAUGGUGCGGCCCGAUCUCCAAAACAGCGAACUAUACGACGCAAUUUCGCUUGAGCUACAAGUGUUGAGUGCCCUGAGGUUCUUUGCAAAGGGCUCCUACCAGGACGAUACCUCUGACAUACACGGGUUCAGCCAGCCGACCCAGUCACGUAUCGUCCGGAGAGUAUCAGCGGCCCUAGCCAGUAGGCGAGCCGACUUCAUUAGGUUCCCGGAGACCCCAGCCGAGCAAGACAUGGCAAAAGCAGACUUCAGAAGAAGAUUCGGCUUUCCACUUGUCGUUGGAAUAAUAGACGGCACACACAUUCGCAUCAAAAGUCCUGGUGGCCCAGCUGCACAACUUCACAUCAACAGGAAGGGAUACUACUCCUUGAAUGUGCAGAUCAUGAAUGGAGUUCUCCUCGGGGACAACGGGUACGCCACCAGUGAACACCUUCUGACACCGCUCCUCAGGCCAAGCACAGAGGAAGAAAGGCUGUAUAACAAAACACACCGCAAGACGAGGCAGCUCAUCGAGCAUGUCAUUGGGCAGUUGAAGAACAGGUUUCGCUGUCUAAUUAGGAAACUUGAAGUAAGCCUCGACACAACAAAGGCAGUCAUAGUAGCGGCAUGUGUUCUCCACAACAUUGCGAAAACACAUAAUGACGAAGAGGUUGACAACUCGUCAAGCACUGAUGAUGAGGACAACUCUGACGACGAUGCUGACCCUGACUUCGCCAAUGGGAAUGACAUAAACACAUCUGACACAGAAUCGUAUGACGUCCCUCCAGAGGGGACUGGUACAACAUUUCGUGCAGAAUUUAUUAGGAACUACUUUGGUGUAUAA
Ornithodoros turicata is the source of this 987-nucleotide messenger RNA. RefSeq names its product putative nuclease HARBI1. The record is from RefSeq and is a predicted model, not a curated record. The coding region runs from base 1 to 987 and encodes 328 amino acids. The transcript has 3 exons. NCBI's taxonomy places the organism in Eukaryota, Metazoa, Arthropoda, Arachnida, Ixodida, Argasidae.